GUUAGAUUUUUGUCAAAGUUGUGCCCGGCAGGAUCAAGCACUUGAUGCUUAGCGUCACAAGAAAUAUGGACGAAUCAAACGCCCUGCAAAGUUCGGUGGAAACAUAUUCACCGCCGAAUACUAUCAAUCAUCGAUUUCCAUCUAACUUUCCACCGACCGAUUAUGGCAAUGCAAUGUACCAAUUGCCUGCACACAACCACAUAUCACACCGUCAUUUACGCUGCCAACGUUGUAACGGAUUACGAUCCACGGCAUACCAUGAAUGGAAUGCUCUGGACCCAGCCACAUAUCCAGCAGUAGGUGUAUGCUCCAGAAGGCAUACUGGUUGCUUAGGUGCGGUAGCAAGGACGCUUUGGUAUAUCCCUGAAUUACCUGGUAGCUAGGGAUAUAGUUCUGAAAUUCUUGCCCCCUUAUCUGGGAUGCCUGGGUUUGCUGAAAUGGCAUUUGAUAUCCUUACGUUGUCGUUGGGUAUUCCGGAAGUAGGCGAAUUUUGUUCGUCUUCCACUCAGUAUGGCACGGUUGAAGUAUCUAAACUCAGACCCUAUAUUCCCAGCAUAUAGAGUAGAUAAAUCAGUUGGC
This is a messenger RNA of Aspergillus ruber CBS 135680, 579 nucleotides long. RefSeq lists its product as uncharacterized. Lineage: Eukaryota; Fungi; Ascomycota; Eurotiomycetes; Eurotiales; Aspergillaceae. The coding region runs from base 66 to 383 and encodes 105 amino acids. The record is from RefSeq and is a predicted model, not a curated record. The transcript is spliced from 2 exons.